ACAUCCGCUAUUCGGUGUGAUGUCACUCUUCCUCAAAAGUCUACUCCAGAUUGCAAGACCGUUAGAAAAGCUGCCCUUGCUGAAAACAAGAAGACGUGGACUUUAAAACAUGAUCCAGAUGUGUAUGGCUUCGCUCGUUUGAACAUGACCCCAACGCAGCUCGCCGCUAUUGUUUUUAAGGACUCUUUUACUAGAUACUACACUACAGCAUACACUCAGACCCUGGAGACAAAUGAGAAAGGUUUGACACAGUAUAUCAAACAGACCUUUGGGCAGCCAAUCGAUGACUUGUCAGAAUAUCUCGCGAUGUCUGAGUUUUUCCAGACCGUACUGGAGCCUCUUGUGGGGGUAAGUUAACUGUGUUCAUGUUUUCUUUGGCUAUCCAUUAUUUUCUUUCCCUGGAAGGGGAGGGGGAGGGGUGAGCCGCUGAGUGUUUAAAACCCUGACCCUGUUUAGGACAAGAAAAUCCCAAAAUACGUAUCCUGUUUAGGACAAACGACAAAAUGAACGCCGUCUUGUUUUAGUCAUUUAUUGGCAAUUGCAAUUAAGAAAAGUCAUGUUAUAGUCAUUGCUUUUGAAGACUUGGAGUACAAACAAAUUUCAUCAAACACUAUCAACUCGAUCGUGCAGGCAAUACUCUGUUCCUGUUUAUAAUUAGGAUAGACUGUAACUGGUAUCCGGAUAGGGGUAGGUGGGCAGUUUUCCAGAAACGUAUAAUGAUCUGACUGUCUUGGAUUGCCUUACAUGGGGUGACUUAAUUAUAUAUGGAGAUACGAUCUGAUCACGGGUGAAGAAAAUAAAAGGUCAAGCAACCUCUAUUUACCUAUAUGUCGUUACAGGAAUACGCCACGCUAGCUUCAAGGCACGAAGCUUUUAUUAACGACAAGACAAAAUGGAUAAGCGACAAAUACUUCACCCAGCAACGCCUUGCUGGGACUAACCCAAUGUCACUCCAACGCGUGACAGUUCACGAACGAGGUAAGGCUGGCGGGAAAUGCUUAGUACCGGCGGCGGGGGGAGGGGGGAGUGGAGUGGAGUGGAGUGGAUAGGGUGGUGAUCAAAAACGUUUAAUACGGGGGGGCACUGUCCCGAGGUUCAACCCCUUACCCUUUUAUAUUCCAUUUUUGACAGAAAAGGUACCCCUUUUGUUGGUAACUUCUUUAAAAAAUCUAAUUUAGAGCUCCGCAUACCUUUUAAGUGUUGUGAAUGCUCCGUUUUUAAACUAUGAAUAAAUCCCAAAACCAUGACGUUUUGUCGAUCUUUUCAAGGCCAUAAAACGCAUAUGUUAGCCCAUUUUUACAGAAAGAAAUGACAGAUUUCCCUACCCUUUUAUAUACUUCAAUGAGUGAAAUCCCUACCCUUUCUUAUACCUGAAGCCUGAAGAGGGUACCCCUUUCGGGCGGAGCCUCGCCGUUUAGGCCAUUAUAGGUAGCCCCCCACCCCCUCCCCCAAGUGCUUAGUUUAUAAAAGUAUUUCAGUUGAAGUAAUAUUUGUCAGCAAAUCUUAUUAAGUUCAAUCAAUGCCCUGUCCAAAACUUUUGAACAUGAAUGGAUCAAAGAAUUCUAAAUUCUCUACCGUAUUAGAAUAAUUAAAAUCCUUGUUUCUCUCAAGAAGGUCACAUGCACAGUCUUUGAAAUAUGAAUAAAUGACAAAACCAGAAUGUUUUUCUCGACUUUUUCACAGCCAUAAAGACUCAUUAAACGCAUGUGUUAGCCUUUUGGAGCCUUUUUAUUGAUUUAUUUUAUUAAUAUUGAAUCGCGUUUGUUUGAGUGAAGACAAAAAAAAACUUUGAAAAAUAUAGUUUUUAAGGGAUGUGCUUUUAGCUUGGUCACGUUUUUCAGCAAACUUUACACAUAACUGUUCCAUUCUGGGGCCAAUAGAAAACCCAGUCAACUUAUGGCGAACACAAAAAUCUGCUCAAAUUUUUCUUUUAGGUCUAUCCUAUUAGGGAUUGGAGCUUUAGCAACGACGACGGCGACGGCAACGAGAACGUCAAAAAAAGAAAUUGUAGUUAUUUAAGUAAAACAACAACGUUUUACGCGCAUCACACUUUUUUGUACAUUUCUUUGUCGUCGCUGCAAGACUACGACUUGAAAGUGCUUAAUUUGAACCUUUUAAUUUUUGUUUCUUUUCCUAAACUUGGCUGCGUUCCCAAGAAAUCAACUCCUGGAAAAUUCUCCUACAUUUGACAUUUUCAGCGAAUUGGAAUAAAUGCAAGAAAUUUUGAAAAAACGUGAAUUCAUUUUACAAGUGACGUUUAUUGCUGCCGUCGCCGUCGUUUAUGGUAAAGCUACAUAUUGACUCUAGAAAUCGUAACCUGGCUGGUAAAUUCAGGGCUGCUGCCGAGGAGUAUCAUGCAUUAAAACGAGUUGUUUGCUGUAAACAUAAGACUUUUAGCUUGCGUUGAUGGGAGAGUGUGUUUGGGGCAUAUUUUUUCUUAAUCAUCAAGUCCCUUCCUUAACAAAGGAUGAUUCGUUUUAGUGUCAUAGAGAUUAUUAGACUAGUGUACCUAAUAGGUAAAAGUGUGCUGCCUCUGUGUCAAUUUUUAUCGCCAGAUUAAGUUUGCAAUCUCGCGGUCAGCUAGCACGCGCAAUUGGAAUACCUCAUGGUCUUCAUGUACAGCGUUUGUGAUGCAGUUUGUUAGCCAAGUGGUUUAGACGUUUUACUCUGGUUUAUUUCAAACUUAUCUUCUAAAAUUAUUGUAAAAUUAUAAUUUGAUAAACUGACCACGGUUGUAGAAGAUAAUUAAAAGGAAUUUAUAAAAAACAGGAUGUUAAAAGAAUUUAGCAGACGUAAGCAUGAAGGUAACCACUAGCCGUGUGAAGAAAUCUUGGCUACUAUAACUUUGCUACUAUAUAUACCGUGAAAGAGAAAUUCAUUACAGACAAAUUAACAAUAAUAAUAAUAAUAAUAAUAAUAAUAAUAAUAACAUUUAUUUAUACCGCGCAAAUUCAACUAUACAGUUUUUAAAUGCGCCUUACAAUUAAUAAUUACACGAAUGAAUAAUUAUCUAGUCUAUAAAUUACAACAUUAUAUCGGAAAGGCUUUUUCAAAAAGGUGAGUCCUCAAAUUGCGCUUAAAAACUUCAAAAUCUGAGGUGCAUCUAAGAUCUAACGGAAGAUUAUUCCACAGUUUUGGUGUGGCGGCUACAAAGGCAAGGUCACCAAGAGUAGGGAGAGUCCUGAAGUUUGGAUAUGAAAGCAAAUAUUUGUUAUUUGAUCUGAGGCUGCAGGAAGAAUUAGGUUUAAAGUUUACGAGAGAUGAUAAAUAAUUAGGAGCUGUUCCAUGGAUUGCUUUGUGAGUGAUUAUAAUAAUCUUAAAUUCUAUUCUAAACGUAUACAGGCAGCCAGUGUAAUUCGUAUAAUAUUGGUGUAAUAUGGUAAUACCGUGGUGCUAGAUAUAGAACUCUUGGAGCUGCGUUUUGAACACGCUGCAGUUUAGUGAGGGCGCAGUGGGGUUGUCCGGAUAAAAGCGAAUUACAAUAGUCCAAUCUGCUUGUGAUGAAAGCGUGGAUUAAUUUCUCGGCAAAUUCUAUGCUUAAAUAUUUUCUGAGCGUCAUCACUCAGACGCCUAUGACACUCUCUAACUUAUGGUCGUAGUAAUGUUUGUUUUUUUCAAAUGCUCCAGGCUUAGAGCAAUUGCAGCUUUUGCCCUUAUACAUGAGCAAUGCCCUCUUGCGUCUUAAUAUCUAUUAAGUACACUUGAGCACUUAAAUUUGUUAGACUAGAAGACUCAUUAUCAAACGUUUGCAAGAGCAAAAGUCACGAAUAUGUCUACACCAAGAGAGGAUAAAGGGGACAGAGAAGGCAUCCCCCAUACACACCCUAUUCCAUAGGUGAUUCGUCUCGAGUUAUUUUAAGACCACAGAUCCCGAGGGGGAUUAGACAACAGCCAAUCACAUAGCGCGAAUGUGUUCCGCGUGGAUGACACACGCUUAGAGCCACGUGUCCUUCACGAAUUGACGCUGAAAAAGAUAGCGGAAGACGCGGAGAGCGAUAUUGCUUUUGUCAACGAAAACGACUAAAGCGAGAUUUCUGCUAAAGCUAUAUCAGCGAAACGGAAAUUAAAAAAAGAAUCGCCCUUCAUGUCUUGUAUAGGGCUAACAGUACAGCAGGGAAAUCCUUAACACACUGAAUAUUCUCUCAGGAUCAUUUACAAUUUACAGUUUGAGGAAAGCAAUUUCUGGUUUGAUAUUUAUUCUUUUAUUCAACAAAAAUAACACUUGGCGUCCUACUUGCUUUAUUGUACAAAUGACCGGUUUCAAUAGACCGGCGAAAUUUCUCAUUUUAUUAAAGCAAAGAGGUUAUGACAAAUUUGAGUUAAACUGAUUUCACGGGUUGUCAAAGAGUCCAGCGAUUCCCUUUUCCCAGGUGAGCGCCGACUCAUUUCGCUUCAAUAUUCAGAAAUGCACUCGAUCUGUUUACGCUUUCAUUGCCUUUCGCCCGACAUGUUUUGCACGGCGUUUAGUCAUGCAAAACCUCCACGAAACAUCCACGCAGCGUGCGAGGUAACUUUAUAUCGGUUCUAAAAAUAACUCGAGACGAAUUACCUAUGGAAUAGGGUGUGUAUGGGGGAUGCCUUCUCUGCCCCCUUUAUCCUCUCUCUCUUGGUCUACACUUAAGAAGUCACUGUGUUAAAACUCUACUGAACAAAGCUGAACUGAACUCAACAAGUCAUCGCAGUUGCGAAUAUAAUUACUAUAUAUCAUUCUUUAUUUUUUCAUAUCAUUCCAAGUUCCUGCAGUAGGUUUGGAUUGGAGCAAACUGAAGGAAACGCUAAACCCUAACUUUGACUGGGAUGCCGCUGUACAAGCUGUUCUUUCAAGACGUUACACUUUGAAAAAGGUAUGAGGUCUCCUCAACAGUCUGUUCAUAUAUAGUUAGUCCACAGAUCGAUAGUUAAUAGAUUGGAAUGGUUAUGAGUUCCGUCAGAGUUUGUUAAUGUUUUAGAGGAUAUGGUACAGUAGCGACGCUUAAUUACUAGCCGCUGUUCGGAAAAUGAACCCGCGCUCCUCCCACGAACAGGGGAGGACCGAGAGAGCGGCGAAAAUCUAGCCUAACGUGGAGGUGCAAAAAGUUUAAUAGCAAUCCUAUUACUUUUAUCUUACUGACAAAUAAAAAACGUCACAUUGGUAUACUCCGUCAUAAUCAGUUGUGCACAGAAGGCAAACGAUUUUAAUCCUUUAAUCCCUUGUACUUAAGAGUACCAUUAUGACAGAUUUCCCGAAAAUUACGGCUGGCUGAAAGCAUCGAUGUUUUUUACAUUUAAUGACUGUGAAGCAAAACAAUCAAUUCGUGGCAAUUAAAAGCAGCGGGGGAAGAUGGUGAAUGCCAACUGGCGUUUGGGUGCGAUGGAUCAAACGAGGGAUUUAUUGGAAAGAAGGCUAAAGCCAGUUUGACUUCUGGUGGUAACGGUGUGCAACGGAGCUUUUUAUUUACUUGAUAUCUUGCUUACAAUAGGAUUAACCACUCUUAAAAGAGAAAACCACUUGAUAUUUUUUAUUAUAUAUUAUCAUUUAUUAUAUAAACUGCAGUGUUUUACAAGGAUUUCUACCUCAUAGAAAUGUGGUAUCUGAACACACGUAAAAAUACGAUAUUUUUACAUGUGAAGAUAUCGAUAAUUUCACUGACAUCAGGUUUGUCUCUUAAAUUGUAGUUAAAUUCGUUGGUGUAUAAUCGAAACAUCUUCGGGUCUUCCUCGAAAUUGCUCGGCAAUCUUCGGAAAUCUUCGGACAUUUUCGGAAAUUCUCGGAAAAUGUUCGGGAACGUUCGUCUGGUCUUCGGGACCAUUUGAAAAAUCUUCGGAAAUCUUCGUAAGGUGGUCGGAAAUCUUCGGAAAAUCAUCAAAAACGCCGUCAUCAGUAUGUUUAUACAAUAAAAAGAAUAUUACACGUUAGCUCGAAGAUAUGAAUUUUAUGUUCUCGUGGCAAGAACAAUAUCUCACGAGUGAGCGCAGCGAACGAGUGAGAUAUUGCUCUUGCCACGAGAACAUAAAAUUCAUAUCUUCUCGCCACCGUGUAAUAUUCUCUAUUUAUUUUGUUUUUCAGGCCGUAGAUCAAGGAAGAAUCUAUGCCCUUCGUUACGAACUGUGCGACGGGUUGGCGAGAUCACCGGAUCUUACAGACAAAGAUCCUCGACGCGAAAUGUGGAACUUUUUCUCUCCUAUAGCUCUGUUCGCAUCUAAGCCUAUUAGCAAGAGAAAAAGCGAACUUCUUCCUGUGGCUAUUCAAAUGGAUUUUACACCUGGUAUAUAUGAUUCAACCUUUUCUCGGUCGACAAAAAUCUACACCAAAAACAAUUGAAACUUGAUUUUACAACCCGUUUAGGUUAAAUACUUCAAUGUAUUAGACAGCGAGUGGUUGCCCUUCUUUUCUCAGAGUCACGUGCAUCGAGUGCAAAAAAGAGGCAAAUUAAUGGUAGAAAGAGGAGAGAUAAGGGCAGAGAGCGGAAAAAGGGUGCUUAGUUUUUCUUCGCAGGGGCAUCCGCCUUAAUUCCUCAGAACUGUUUUUAACAAAGACGCUCCGCCCCAAGUUCGAUUCCAACCCCCUCAAGUUAUUUGGUAGAAUAGUGCCCCUUUCGUAUAUCUUCUAUUGAAAAAUGGUACCCUUCCACAUAACCUGCUUAGAAAUUUGCGUCCCUUUCAACCUUUUGUAAAUACGCUCUCCUUAAGAUAUGAAUAACCUCAAACCAGAACGUUUUCUCGAUUUUUUUUUUUUUUUAGCGCCAUAAAAUGCAUCUACUAGUCUUUUAGGGCCUUUUUACGGACCAAACUGACAUAAUUCCCUACCCUACCCACAAGAGGUAUCCCUUUCUGGCGUAGCCUAACCGUAUAGCCCAUUAAAGGGAGUAAUCCCCCCCCGGUUUAGCAAUCUGUGCCAGCAACGCUGCCUCUCAUUGACAUUAGUGAUAUCAGUGUCAUUGUUCAUGUCCAGAGAUGUCAACUGGUAACCUGGUGUUUGUAAACUUUGCUUAGAUUCAGCAGUUUACACUCCAAAUGACGGAGACAAUUGGAUGAUGGCCAAGCUCAACGUUCAAGUAACUGACAUAGGAUAUGCUCAGAUUGUGGAGCACCUCGGAAGGGUAUGAUCAAUUUUCAACAAGUUACAGUCAAUCUCGUCGCAGCAAAACAUUACAGUCAAACCAGGUCAAGCGUUCCCGUCGCUAACAAACUAAUGAAUUCAUUAAUGGAAAAAUGAUUUCGUUUGUUGAUUCAAUAAUCCAUUCAUAAAAUGAAUAAUCCAACGGUCAAAUUGUACCUCGAUUCAAUAAUCAAAUGUUGAUUUGGUUUAUGAACAAAAUCUACCUGUUCUUUAUUCUUGUCUGUUGUGUUCAAUCGUAUUUGCUUCCCUUUUCCUGCCGUUUACGAUUGCGUUUUUCAUUGCCUUUAAUCAAAAUAACAGCUAAAAUAGACAGACCGCAAACGCAAAGAAACUGACAAAGGGAUCGAAAUCCACCAAUCACCGCACAUACACUGACCUCAGUUUGACCGUCGUGUUUUCUAAGAGGUCAGGCCUUGGUCUGUUGCACUGAUUAUUGGCAGCAAACUGGCGUACAUGUAACAGUUUGUUUGGGUUUGAACUUCAGAACUCGCCAGCACUCGACUCUCAGAAAAAAAAGAGGAAAAAGCAAAAUUCUGAGGUCAACUAGUGGAAAGUGUAAUUUUUCAAAAAACAGUAAUCGAAUCAACAUUCGAUUAUGGAAUCGAGGCUAAAUAUGACUAUUGGAUUGUUCAUUUUAUGAAUGGAUUAUUGAAUCAACAAACGAAAUCAUUUUUCCGGGAAUGAAUUCAUUAGUUCGUUAGCGACGGGAACGCUUGACCUGGUUUGACUGUAAUUGUAUUUCGCAAGAGAUAGUAUGUCAGUAAGUUAGCCAUCCGUGGACACCAAUUUCAUUUUUGCCUUACACGCACGCUUGCAGAUCGAAGAAAACAAGCAUUUCCGAGUACAAAGCUUUUUAAUGUCCAAUUUAUAGUGUCUUAGAGAGUGUUAAAAGGGUGUAUUUUAUGUAUUUAUUUCUUUUUUAGGUCCACUUUAUGAUUGAGCCAUUCUGCGUAAUUCUUAAAAGGACUCUGUCAAAACAACAUCCACUGAACCAAAUCCUCAGGUUUCACUGCAGAGAGCUGACUGUUCCAAAUACGUUUGGAGUUCCCAACCUUGUAAACGAAAACGGACUCACAGACCAACUGUUUGCAUAUGGAAACAAGGGGUCAUUCAGAAUGCUUAAAGACACAUACCCUUUAUCUACUUGGAAAAUAACCGACUACCGAGCCAAUAUUAAGGUACGUCAGUAGAACUCGCCUGUGAAUGAAGCUUUUGCUACAUUUUUUUAUAUAUUUUGCAUAAAGUUCGUAUCAAGAAUUCCCUUUGACUCGAAACUCAAUCUCUAAUCAGCUCUAUCCCUUACAUAUCAUAAUGUAACCCUAACCAGUUUAUUCUAUUAAAAGAUCAACAAAAAUAUUCAGUUGACACACUGUCUGCACGUAACCUGAAGGGAAUGCAGCUGUGGAAAGCUGGUUCUCUAAUAGAUUUCAGAACCCAACAACAGAGAAAAGCUGCUUUAAAAACACACCUAUAAACAGUAGACGAUUCAGUGUAAGAACCGUGACCUGUGCAUUGUAAUUUAAUUGAAAGUUAAUUGGAACAGCCCAACAUAUUUCAUUACUCCACUCUUAUGCUGCGUUCUCAUUAGCCUGCGAAAACACGCCGCUUGGGACGUUUCGCCAGGAGACUAGAGAGAAGUCUGCACCUCAGCGACAGAAAUUCCAUGCUGAUGACGUAAAAUCUGCCUGGAAUCUGGGCAGGAGUUCUGAAACCCCAUGACUAUCAGAUCCUGUGUACAGCCCACCCCUCCCAGAAAAAAUUGGGGAGAUCUCUCUCUCCCCGAUUUUUUUCUGAGGGGAGGGGGGCUGCCGGAUUUAUUACAUUAAUUUACUUCUUCGUCAGUAUGGAAUUUCUGUCUCUGAGACGCAGACAUUCCUUUUGUAUAAAAGCUUAACAAAGCAAACUGUAUUGCAAAGAAAUCUUUAAUUACUCAUUAAGCAAACGGAGAAACUCAUUUGCCUAUCUUAUUUCACUAGAAACGCGGACUCAAUGAUAAAAGACUUCUUCCCUUCUUUCCUUUUCGAGAUGACGGCUAUAAGAUUUUGGAAGUCAUUGAACAGAUGGUGAAGGAUUACGUUACAAUGUAAGCGAGCACUCUGAUGUAAUGGAUAGAAUAAAAUGAAAGGAUAAUCUUUGCCUCAGCUUAGGAGCACUCAAUCGAGCAGUUCACCAUUCUCCUUCCAGUACAAAAGCAGAGAUUUAAUAUGCGUCUUUGUUUAAUUCUCUUUAUUUCAAUCACUGAAGAUAGCAGGCUACUGUUUAGCAGUUGUACUUGGCUUGUCCUCAGUUCUAGACGUAAUUCAUGCAACGCAGACAAGAAGAAAAAUAAAAUUUAAGUGUUCUUAAACACGAAUUAAUCUUGUCUUAAACUUGGGUUUAAUAAGUUUAAGUGGACGUUUAAGUUCCUUAAACCCAAAUUUUAAUUUAACGUAAACCCAGCUUAAAGCAGCUUUAAGGCUAAAGUUUAAGGUAGGUUUAAUCAGCUGUUUAAUUGUGUGAAACGCCUUGUUUUGGUUGCAUUAAAUCAAGCUUAAAUGUUCUUGAAACGUUUAGUUUAAGCAGGAGCGUACUUUUGAAAAAAUGAAAUUAAUCUAUCCCUUUUAAGUCAAUCCCUUUCCCUACACAAUGAAGACAAGCAGUAUUUUCCGCUUUCAACUCACUUUAUUUUAUUUAAUAGAGAUGGUUACAAUUCUUUUUAAAAAAAUACUACAACGAAAUUCAUCGGCCUUUGAAAAUACAAAGAGCACAUAAUUUUAAGAAAACACUAAAACAGAGAUCUAAAUAUAUUUAACACUAAUAACGACAGCAUAAAGAAUUGUAAUUGGUAAAACUACCGUCUCCAAUACAUUUCUUAUGGUUCAAAACUGUUCAUUUCUUCUGGUAGUACCGGACACCUUUACAAGACAAACACCUCGGUAAGACGGACAUCUAGAGUUGGUCCCUGCUUCUCUACUCUCUUUAUUCGACAGACAGCUAGUUAGUAAUGCCAGUCCCAAAGGUGUCUGUCUUAUAGAGAGUUGAUUUUAUAAUUAUAAAAUAAAGUCCAGACAAAAAUGCCUGUUUCUUAUAUUAAAAAGAUAUCUAAAUCCAUUUAAGGAAACACCAACAACAAAAAGCAAAUGCCUCAUAGGUUUGUUUGGUGGGCUAUUAAUGUUUGCCAAAGGGCACAAAACUUAUGAAAUAGCUGAACUGUGGAUUGAGUGCAAAAGAGCUAAAUGUACAUUUAUCAAUAAUGCUACUAAAAAAUUUGUAAACAGCAAAAAACUGACAUAUAAUAUUUACACAAUAUGUAUUAAAUAAUUAUUAUGAGAGCUUGAGAAUUUGGAAAAGUUUAAGUGUAAUCAAUGACUACAUCUUGCAGCUUGUUUUCUACAGUUAACCAAAUAUCAGUUGAACCUUGAUUAAUAUCUCAAACAAACUUUUUGGUUAUCCCAUUCUUCUGAUCCCAGAUUUCUCAAAUGAAUAUUACAAACUCAAGCCUUAUUUUCUUUCUUCAAGUCUCUUUCUCUUUGAAAAUCAAAGUUAGUACUUAUAUAUGUUGUUCAUCAUAUAAGCUACCCUUUUAAGAAAGCCACAAUAGAUGGCAUUUUUGAAAGUCAACCUCGUAGAUAUCAAUUUUUUUUAUCAUCCACACUCCUUUUUUUUCAUUUAAAUAUUUAUUGCCGCCAGUCUUGCUGAGUCUGUAUAAACAAGGUUCCACUCACUGACUUAAAUUUUUAAUAAAUAGCCAUAUUUUACUAAGGACCAGGUUGCUCAAUGCUGGUUUAUGCAAAAUUUGAGUUGAGAUAAGAAAGCCUAUUAUUGAGCAAUGGCCUGUCUCACGGCCCAUGAUGGACCAUCGGGUGCUGGCCUCUUUGAUAUAUCACCUUCAAACCUGGGCUUUGCCAAUGCUUUGGCAUGAGGGGUGAGGCUUCUAUAAUGGGCUCUGUCAAGCUUGCUUUUUAAGUUUGUCAGGGCUGUUCUCUCCUAAGAGAGCUUCUUGGUUAAAAAAAAAAAAACAAACAAAAAAACAAUGAAUCAGUGGUAGUGCAUAGUCACCCCUGGCAACUGACUUUUGCUCCUGAGUGACUAGAGAAUUUCAGUUUUCUAUGGGCACUCUGGAUUAAGCACGGACUCUAGACGGUUGACUCCUAUUUAGGGUUAUGGUUGCUGUUUUAUGAAUGAAAAUCAAACUCUACCUAGUCAGUACUCCAUGGUAGAGUGGUUAGGCUACUAGCUAUAGAUUCUACACCCCAGGAUUGGUUCUCAAUCUUGCCACACUGAUCUUUGUUUUCCUUUUAAAAUUUUGCCCUGAAUUUUUUCCUUAAAAAAUUGAACAGUGGUUGAAGAGACUUACACUUUCAUGGGAAUUUACUGACCACAAAUUUCAAGAGACUUAAUCCCGUAUGAAUAGCAAAUAUAAGUCGGUGUACAGGUCCUGUAUGAAUAGCCGCUGGGUAAAUGGGGGUUCAUGCAAAAAAUUGCAACCACUUUUCAAGGACACAUUAGAUUUUCAAGGACCACCUAUUAGUAAUGGUAACAGGACUGAGUGGAGUCCAAUUUGGUCUGUAAUCAUACGAGUGAUUAUAAAAAUCGGACGACUGCGUAGCGGGAGUCCGAUUUGUUUAAUCACAAGUAUGAUUACAGACCGAAUUGGACGACAAGAAGUUCUGUUACCAAUUAAUCAUAACUUCAACAAAAUUUGUGUCAUAAUAGGCUAUUUUUUAAAUCGAAAGACAAGAAAUUCAAAAUUUUGUUUUGUUAGCAGUGAAAAAAAAGCCAUUUAAGCGCGCGCGUGAUGGCGCGUACUGUCCAAUUACUUAGGCAUGACACGUACUGUCCUAUUAAACUGUCCAAUUAGGGAUGAAAUCAGGGCAGUUGAUAGCCAAUCAGAUUUGACAAUUUUGUUAUAGUUAUGAUUAGGAAUAUAAUUUCACAGAUUCUACGAAAAUGCACAUUCCCAGUCCAUUCUAAUAAGUCUUUAAGGCUUGAACUGUUUGCUUCACCAACUUCUUUACAUUUUUCAGUUCACUUGUCUUAAAUUGAUAGUUAAUUAUUGCAUGAAACAUUGAGCAUUUUGUGUAAAUAACCUUUAAAUCCUUUGAGCUAUGAUUCAUAUUCUGUCUUGGACAACCAAAAAGCAUCAAAAAACACUUUCCAGGACACUACAUUCACAGUUGAAGAAAAUUCAAGGACUUUUCAAGGACUUUCAUAGAAUUUCAAGGAAAAAAUGAAAUUCAAGGACUUUUCAAGACUGUGCGAACCCUGCAAAUUGAAACAGAAGCAUAUAACCAAUAACCCUGUUUAUGGCUUCUGCUUUGAGAUCAACCACAUCAUUGAUCAUUAUCGGUUGCUUCCAACAGCAACUUUCUCCAUCGAUCUCGUUUUAUUCAAUUGUGAAAUAAAUAUAUGUUCUCACUUCUUAAAUACUAAAAUUGGGCGCGAAGGGGAAUACAUUGUGGGUUUGUAGGCUCCUGUGAUGUUUUACAACACAGGCAUGUCGGCGCCUUUGAAGACACGCUAUCACACGGUCAGCUCUAAAACAAUAAGCACAAACUCUGAUCUCUCGUGAUGAGAAGCUUUUCUUAUAACAUCAAAGCAAUAAAAUAAGUACGUAAACCUACCUUUAAAUCCAUAGGAACUUCUACUUUGGAUUCUAUUCUGUACGUUUACGUUUUGAGCCGCGUUUGGUGUUAUUUAGUCUCUCCUGUUUUAAGAGUUCAGUUCGCAACUUGACGUUUUCUUGCUGAAGCGUUGCGUUUUUUUCUUCCAGUUUCUUCUGGCUCGCUAAAAAUGAAUCCAAUCUCCUGUUCGUACUUUCCAUAAGCACAAGCUGUCUUUCUUGAAAAGGACUGCAUGUAGCCAUGAUUCGGUUGUAAAAACCAGGGCAAAAGCUCGCGACCAACACCACAACUUUUCGAAGUGAACUGAUGAAGACGCUGUCAAAACAGUGAUCAAACAUUCCGCGUUUGUAGCUGUGGACAUUUGAUUGGCGUUUUAUUGCUGACGUACCUUGUCUGAUUUGACAUGCGUGGGAGAAUAUUUUUCGCGCAUUCGCGCGCGCGUUCGUUCAAGGAGACGAUCAACAUGAGUUCGCUUGACUCAGACAAUGAAGUUUUUUCUUUCAGUUCAGAAACUCCGGUUUCUGUGUAGGCUGUUAGCAAUAAGUGUGAUACUUGUGGAAAGUCAUUUGCUCAUUCAUCUUCUUACCGACGACAUACCAGAAACCAGUGUGUCCCUCGAUCGCGAAAGCGCCGUCGGAAACUUUGGUCGACGACUGGUGGUGAACAAUUUAGAAGUGUUUUCAGUUUUCGUUUUAAGCUGGCACCAUUUUAAUGUUCAAUUUUUGUGCACCUUAUUCCAAAAUGGCAGAAAGUUUUAAGCCAAAGGCCAAUACAUGUAUGCAUGGAUGGAGAAGGAUAAUUUCUUGUAAGGGAUUGGGGAAAAGAGUGUGUAGCAGACUUAACUAGGCUUAAAAGAGGCUUCAAUGGACUUGGAAUAAAUUCUGGAAAAGAUUUAAUAAUAAUAAAUAAUAAAAGUAUUAUUAUUAAAUUAUCAUUUCAAUAAUUAUGAUUUAAUAUUUUUUUUACCUUUAAAUCAAUAAUAUACGACUUAAUCUGGUAUUAAAUUUUUGGCAUAUCUAAGAAAACUUUAAUUUGUCUUAUAUCUUUCAGUCCGUUUAUAAUUAAUGAUAUAUUUAAGAAGACUUAAAUUUGUCUUAAAUCUUUCAUUCCGUUUAAUGACAUAUUUAAGAAGACUUAAAUGUAAGUAAAUCCUUACAGUGAUUUAGGGAUGUUUAAAGUGACCUAAAUAUAUCUUAAAUAUAAAGCUAGUUUUAAUAUGCAUUUAACUUAAACGUAAACAUGACUUAAAAUAAACUUUGCUUUUAAGUCAUGUUUAAUAUCCUUAAAUCUGACUUAAAACUAUCUUCAAAUUUAAUACUUAUUUAAUGUUGCUUAAACUGGACCUAAAUAAGUUAUUUUGCCCAGUGGCAGUAUUUUAACGGAGCAAUAUCACUGUUUUUUAAUCCCGUGUUGAAGUCAUUUAGUUAGUGCCUCUACCCAUCCAUAACAUGACCUGCAGGGUUAUGAGAAUUUUAUCAGAGAGAACUAAUCAUGACAUUUGCAGGCAAUGGCGUAAAACUGACUGGAGAACGUUGGCCAAAUUUCUUGAAGUUUGAUCCAUGUUCAUCCUAGCGAACCUUAGCUUGAUAGUAAAAGAAGACAGAAGACAGUUUCAGUGCCUAUGAGCCUUAAAUAAUAAUAAAAUUGGGGCAUUAUUUUUGGAAUUUAAGAAACGCAAAGAAACGUUUUAGACAGCAAAUAGCUGUAGACAAAGACCCUGUACUAGCCUCUAACGGGCCACCUUUCAAAUACCAUAUCACUACAUUCUUCCAACGAAUCAUAAAAGGCCACAAUUGUCAAGGAGCAGAAAUUGAAACCCAGUAAAUUAAACAGCCUUAAAGUCGAUGAGGUACACAAAAAGCAACAACCGUGGUCAAGCAAGACAAGACAAUCUUAAAACUCAAAUUGAUAAUAUAUAAUUUUAUAUUAGGUAUUAUGAGGACGACAAAGACGUGAAGGAAGAUACGGAACUUCAAGAUUACGUCAAUGAACUGUCUCUAAACGGAACAGGGCCGAAUGGCGGCAUUGGCAGGGUAAAGACUAUAUAAGAUACAUCAGGGGCAACCAACGACUUUUUUUCCCGUAAAAUAACUGUUCGAAGAAGCAGUUAUUGCCGAGAAAUCUCUUAUGGGUAACUCUUCCAUUCAUAUAUUAAGCUCUAAAACUCCGAAUAUCGGAUUUUCAGGUUUUUUUCCUAACUUAUGCACCGACGAUUUUUGGAAGUUAAGUUUUUCACAUUAUUACUACCAAGUUAUUGACUUUGUAACAGUUAAUAAAAAUGUGCCUGGAAAUUUCAGUGUAUAUAUAGGGACAAAACGUCCUCCAGAAUUUUCUAUACUUUUAAUGAAAAUACAGCUGUUCCAUGUCCUCGAAAUUUAGUUUAGGACCAAUCAGGGUAGCUAACAGUUUCAAAUGAGACGGAAAACCCUGCAAAACUUUACAGACGUUGUCCAAAGUUCCCCUAAGACAUCCAAACAGGUAAGUAGUUUUUUGACCAGCUCCAAAUAACCCAAAAAGGCUUCUAAAGCAAAAAGAAAAUCAUUUUAGACACCUCUGACGCAUUCGGAAACAUUCGGUGGUUUGGUGCCCCUGAUAUAUUCCAAGAAAAGAUGAAAAAAGAAUUAAAGCGUAUUCUCAUACCAAUGAAAAUCAUCGAAGGGAAAUAUUUCAUUCUUCAUUCUGUUCGAGGGCUUUGCAAAACAGCAUGAACGGAGCAUUCUUGGCGAAAAAUCUCGGACACGGAGAAAAACAGUUCAUCAGUCUACCUUAAUGUUUACGCAAGAAUUUUUUCAGCUGCCGCUGUGUAUUAAAUUUUACCGAUCACUGUGUUUCCCAACGUUAAACAAAGGUAUAUGGUGAAACAUGAGAAACCCAACUUUUCAAAAUCUCAGACAUUUAUUUCUUUGCUUGUUCUUUCCCUUAAAAAUCUAAAAUCUUCCUCCUGAUCAGAGCUUGGUUGUACAGCCAGUUCUGCGAAAGCUAAAAGUGGAUGUGGUAUCCUACGCCACCGUUUAAACUAAACUCUGGUUAAAUUCGUCAGCAGAACAGAGCCGAAAUCUUUGUUCUGGGGCCUCACCUGUGUUACCUGAGGGCUUGAGUACGUUCCAUGAUUGGCCUGUUAAAAAAGGCAAUGUCGAAAUACAAAUAAGGUUGAAGGGAAAUUCUAAACUCACUUCCGGUAAUUCGUUGAAUCCGUUGGGAGCCCAGAACAAGGAUAUCGAGGCCGCUUCGCAGACGUUACUAACCGGGAUUAGAUAACGUCUACGACGCAAGCUAGGGGUGUGGCAAAUCAGAGGAAAAACAGUGUGUUAAGGCAAAGAAUUUGGACAUGGGAGAGGGUGAAUUCAGUCAAAAACAUUAGACUGAAAGACUGAGUCUCGGGCAGACAGUGUUGGAGCUGCUUAGAGUAUUCAGUGAUUUAACAGCAAUUCUGUCACUCAACUGAGUGAAGAGCCUACUACUGACAAUUAGAACAUUUCAGACUGCACUAAUAAAGGUAUCCACUUGUGUUCUUGUGUUAUGAUUUUAAACAGAUUCAAGGUUUCCCUAAAAGCAUCGGUAGCAGGAGGGAGCUUUGCGAAAUUCUAAGUCGCUUUCUCUCCCACGUGACGAUAUACCACGCUGCAGUUAAUUACGUAGUAGUUGACUAUGGACAAUACAUUCCAAACCAACCGACCAAGCUUUACAACGACUCCAGGGUAGAAAUGGGAGAAUUUUCAGUUUACCGCCUACCAAACAGGCUGACAACCGCGGUAAGUGGGAUUCUUCUUGCAAAAAAUUGUUAUUUUGAUUCAUUAUUUUAACAUCGAAAGGUGGCUUGACAAAAAACUCACUCUAUUUGAGCAUCAAUGAAUGUAUUUAGCGCGAAAGUACUAUUUGGGGACACUAUUUUCUACGUUUCCAACUGGAGAUGCGACCGCCAUCUUACAUGAUCAUCCCAGGAAUUCAAAGGGAGUACCUUUAAUUUAUUUUUAAGACCCAGAGUAUCGGUCCGGCCCCGGGAAUCGAACCCAUGACCUCCAUUAUGCAGUCAAGCGCUCUACCGACGUAACUAAUCCCGCUGCUGUUAAAAAAACAGAAAGAGCGAAAAAUCUUUGUGUCAAAGUUAUAAUUUGCAUACCUUAAUAGCUGUUAUAGUGACUUCUCGGUAGUUGUAGUUAAUAAAAGUUCAUCACCAAAACCUGUGCUAUCAAAGUUUUGCAUUGAUUCGAAUUUCAUGCUCAGUCCCUUCUUUGGAUCAUCGCCUUCUAUAUUUACUGUAUUCCAGAACAGACCAUGAUGACAUUGUUAGUGCAAGUUUAAAUUAUCAAUGUUUUUGGAAAUUUCAGAUCCAUUCCAGUGCUUUCAAUACGCUUGGAAUAUUCCGCCUCGACCGCUUGUUUGACUACGGCAACUUCCUUGAGGAUACCAACGCUGUCAAUCUUAUUAACCGUUACUAUAGUAAGCUAAUGCAAGUUGUCCAGCCUAAAUUGCAAAGUCUAAACCGGAAAAGGAAGGAUCGCGGAGAUCUGACCUACCCUUAUUUUAUUCCCAAGUGGUUGCCGAACGGAAUUCAGACAUAA
Messenger RNA from Porites lobata, 17264 nucleotides. The record is from the annotation of a GenBank genome assembly. NCBI's taxonomy places the organism in Eukaryota, Metazoa, Cnidaria, Anthozoa, Scleractinia, Poritidae.